Paramuricea clavata is the source of this 306-nucleotide messenger RNA. Lineage: Eukaryota; Metazoa; Cnidaria; Anthozoa; Malacalcyonacea; Plexauridae. The record is from the annotation of a GenBank genome assembly.
AUGGUUUUAGAGCAAAAAGAUCUACCGAAACUCAACUUGUUGACUUGUUCUUACGAUUCAGUCCAAAAUGGUGAAACUUUGCACGCUGCAGUGCUGGACUUUUCAAAAGCAUUUGAUAAAGUCCCACAUCAACGACUUCUUAAGAAACUGAACUACUAUGGAAUUGCCGGAAAUUUCCCUCUCUGGUUCGAGUCCUUCCUUGUUGGUCGAUAUCAGUCAGUUGUCUGUGAAGGAAAAAUAUCACCCUCAAGGACGGUGAAUUCUGGGAGUGGGGACGAGGAAAUUGUAUACAUGGAUAUUUGUUGA